AUGGUGCCCAAGCGGCACCCGUCCAGUUUCAGUUGCAGACGAUCGGGGCAUCCCAUCUCUGCGUCCGGGAUGUAUCCAUUGAAAUCAUUGCAAGUGCUUCCUGUGGGGCGCGUCGUCAGAUCGUCAAAACGGAUGGUCGGGGGCAAGCGACUGCGGCGCUGCUCCGAGGCGCGUACUCCGUGCACGUUCUCUCCAAGCUGCCGACAAGAGGUAUCACGUCCAAGUACGUGCCUCUGCAGGUCGCGACCGACGGAAAGGAGACUCCUCUUGUAA
This is a messenger RNA of Saprolegnia parasitica CBS 223.65, 273 nucleotides long. RefSeq lists its product as hypothetical. Lineage: Eukaryota; Oomycota; Saprolegniomycetes; Saprolegniales; Saprolegniaceae. The transcript is spliced from 2 exons. The coding region runs from base 1 to 273 and encodes 90 amino acids. The record is from RefSeq and is a predicted model, not a curated record.